AUGAGUAGCGAUUUCAAUAUUGAUAUUGCCGUUACUUUGCAGUAUCGGAAGAACAAGAGACAACUGCAGCAGGAUCGACCGGCGUCCGUGCACCGUCAACAGUCUUCGGGGCGUCUACAGCACUGGUACAGCCACAAGCCGGUGGUCACUGUAGAUCAGUUGCACAAGUACCGACGGAAGGAGUUUGGUACUGGACUUGACGGGGUCGCCGCUCCUCCACCCCAGCCUCCGAUCAGCUUGUCGGCCAGCCCGUCGUUUGACACCGAAUACAGGUGUUGUUUCGAACCACCGUACCGGACCGCCGAGGAGAUGAGUAACAACAGGCGGCACGCGGCAGUGCCCAAAGACGAGCUGCAGGUGGAGGGUGAAGCCGAAUUCAGCGCCGAGUACGCCGAACGGUACCAAGACGGACCUAGGGAGCGGAAUGUGGCCGGCCGGCAAGGAAGUCACAUUGGGCCGUUCGUGUGUGCAGACGACCCGGCACCGGAAGGAGUCGGCGCCCGUUCUGAACAGCACGACCAGUAUGUGCCACAUCCGGAAGGCCGGCGGGCAGACAACCUGCGACCUGGCACUGGACUGAGGAUGGACGAGGGGCUGAUGGACGGUGAGACCGAGCAGAUGGCCAACUAUCGCAAGUAUCCGGUCACGCCGCAUCCGGACGUCGCCGACCAAGACCAGAACGAAGGGAUCGCGCCGAAGAAGUCGAGUAGUCCAACCACGAGACGGCUGCCGUUCGACGAGAGUAUGAAGGAAAUGGUCCUGACACGGGACAGCGGCAUGUUGCUUCGGCCCGCGCGGUUCUUCGCCGGUGGACCGCCCCGAACCGAACGUUCCAGGCGCGUUGUAAAAAAACCGGCGUUCCGUCUGGAAGUAGUGGACUGCACAGCUAGUGGUGGCGCAAAGAAGGUCGAUCGGACGGAUGCGUUCGUGGUGCUGCUGGAUAACGAUGAAUUGCCACUUCCGUCUGGAAAUGGCGUCAGUGGCGGCAAUAGGUGGGUGAAGAGGAGACAGCGUAAAAUGGGCACGGUGCGUUUUUUCGAUGACAGACUAGCUCGUUUGCCGGCCACCGACACUGGAAAAACCAUACAGUAG
Macrosiphum euphorbiae (potato aphid) is the source of this 1092-nucleotide messenger RNA. The record is from the annotation of a GenBank genome assembly. NCBI's taxonomy places the organism in Eukaryota, Metazoa, Arthropoda, Insecta, Hemiptera, Aphididae.